Messenger RNA from Anisakis simplex (herring worm), 459 nucleotides. The record is from the annotation of a GenBank genome assembly. NCBI's taxonomy places the organism in Eukaryota, Metazoa, Nematoda, Chromadorea, Rhabditida, Anisakidae.
GACAACUGGAAUGCACCGAUGGAAGAAAUGAUUGAAGUUAAGUUCAAUCAACUCAACGAUGCGAUGAGCUCCAGCAAACGGAAGCGAGGAUUCUGGCUUGAACUCAAAUUAUUUUUUGGAAUGGUAAGUUCUACGCAUUCGAAUCCGACGAAAAUAAAGAUAUGUGGUGAAGGCUCACGAUCGGUGAUGUUGAUGUUAUUCGGUACACUUUGUGCAGUUCUCAGUGGAUGUUGUCUGUCCGUCACGUUGAUAUUUACGGGUCGUAUGAAGCACGUAUUGCUGACACACACUGUAACGGCUGAACUGUUUCGCAUUCAUGCGUAUGAACAACAUAUGGCAUCGCUGUCGUUUGGCUCGAGUUUGGUUGACUAUCUUUCGGAAAAGUAUGCACAUCUUGCACAGAAUAUUAGUAGUAAUCGUCGUCUGCAGAUUGAAAUUCAAAGUGAGCUCAACAAGUGA